Messenger RNA from Pieris macdunnoughi, 1536 nucleotides. Lineage: Eukaryota; Metazoa; Arthropoda; Insecta; Lepidoptera; Pieridae. The record is from the annotation of a GenBank genome assembly.
AUGGCACAUGCUGAGGGCGACCUUCGAGAUGGUUUAUCUGCACGGGAAAUCUUCGCGAAUAGUGAAGGACUUACCUAUAAUGAUUUCCUUCUGCUUCCGGGAUACAUAGACUUUACCGCUGAAGAAGUUGACCUGACCUCACCACUAACGAAGAAAAUUAACCUGAAAGCGCCUUUAGUAUCUACUCCCAUGGACACAGUUACUGAAGCAGACAUGGCCAUUGCUAUGGCUCUCUGUGGAGGCAUUGGUAUUAUUCAUCACAACUGCACUGCUGAUUAUCAAGCUAAUGAGGUUCACAAAGUAAAAAAAUACAAACAUGGCUUUAUCAGAGAUCCUGUCUGCAUGGGCCCUGAAAAUACUGUAGCAGAUGUGCUAGAAGCUAAGAAAAAAAACGGGUUUACUGGAUAUCCAAUCACAGAAAAUGGAAAAUUAGGAGGUAAAUUGAUUGGAAUAGUAACUUCUCGUGAUAUUGAUUUCAGGGAGGGUGAUCCCCAACUAAGUUUAAAAGAAGUAAUGACCCCUAUUAGUGAAAUGAUCACUGCUCAAUCUGGUGUUACUCUCCAAGAUGCCAAUUAUAUUCUUGAAAAGAGUAAGAAAGGAAAACUGCCAAUUAUAAAUGGUGCCGGGGAACUUGUGGCUUUGAUUGCCCGCACUGACUUGAAAAAGGCUCGUAGUUAUCCUAAUGCAUCUAAAGAUUCCAACAAGCAGUUGUUAGUUGGGGCUGCAAUUGGUACUCGUGAGGCAGACAGAGAGCGCCUCAAACUUCUGGUUAAUAACGGUGUUGAUGUUAUUGUACUAGACUCCUCUCAAGGCAACUCAAUUUAUCAGAUUGACAUGAUUAAGUUUAUUAAGAAAACUUACCCUGAUAUACAAGUAAUUGCAGGCAAUGUAGUAACUAGAAUGCAGGCUAAGAAUCUCAUUGAAGCAGGCGCAGAUGCUUUAAGGGUUGGUAUGGGCAGUGGAUCAAUUUGCAUCACCCAGGAGGUAAUGGCAUGUGGUUGCCCUCAAGCCACAGCUGUGUACCAAGUAUCAUCAUAUGCCCGGCAGUUUAAUGUGCCAGUCAUUGCAGAUGGAGGCAUUCAGUCUGUUGGCCACAUUGUUAAGUCUCUGGCGUUGGGAGCUUCGACUGUGAUGAUGGGAUCCCUUCUUGCAGGAACAUCAGAAGCCCCAGGAGAAUACUUUUUCUCUGAUGGUGUGAGACUGAAGAAGUACAGAGGUAUGGGAAGCCUGGAAGCUAUGGAGAACAAAGAUGGCAAGGGCUCUGCUAUGAGCAGAUACUUCCAUAAAGAAUCAGACAAGCACAGGGUAGCUCAAGGGGUUAGUGGAAGCAUUGUAGACAAAGGAUCAGUUUUGAGAUUCCUGCCAUACCUGCAAACUGGUAUGCAGCAUAGCUGCCAAGAUCUAGGAGCCAAGUCAGUUAGUAAAAUAAGAGACAUGAGCUACUCGGGAGAUUUGAGAUUUAUGAAAAGAACUUAUUCAGCUCAGUUAGAAGGUAAUGUUCAUGGUUUAUUUUCCUAUGAGAAAAGGUUGUUUUAA